GUGACCGUGAUGUCACUUCUUAUCUGGGUACAACUCAGUACACACACAGUCACACUUCUCCGGGAGUAGCAGCUACUGCUUGCAGGAAGAGUGUAACAUGUCGCCCGGCAGCAGUGAGAGUGCAGCAGGGGGGGAGACAGGUGAUAAACACAGUCUCACAAUGAAGAUCAAGAGCAUCCUAAGGAAAUACGAUGUCGGCAGCCGAUACACCCACUUUUCUCUUCCAAAAGCCUCGGUUCUGCUACCCCUAUUAAUUAGACAGGGCAAACUGCAUCUGCUGCUGACUGCCAGAUCAAUGAACCUGAAGACAAUGCCAGGAGACGUGUGCUUUCCUGGUGGGAGACAAGAACCUUCAGACCAAAAUGACAUCCAGACAGCACUAAGGGAAAGCAAAGAGGAGAUCGGACUAUGCCCUGAGCAGGUAGAAAUUGUUGGCAAGCUGGUCCCUUAUAUUUCAAAGGCUCCCACGUACCUGAUUACUCCGGUUGUUGGGAUUGUAGAUGACACAUUCCAGCCCGCACCAAACCCCUCUGAAGUCACCGAUGUCUUCCUUGUUCCCCUGGAAUUUUUCAUCAGCUCGGACCACUACACACCUCUGCAUUUAAUCAAGCCAUACUUUGGAGCACACAUUAUUCACCGAUUCCGUUACCAGGACGUAGACACUAAGAAAGUAUUUAAUAUAUGGGGACUAACAGCUCACUUUGCAUUACUGCUUGCAGUUAUCCUUCUGGAAAAGGGUCCAUCGUUUGAUUUGGAGUUUGAUCUGGAAAGCAGACUUCAGGGGUGUGAGAAGGCUCUCCAAGACUUCCACCAUCAGAGUAAAUUGUAGCCAGUCACAUAUAGAGGGCGUUAACCUGCUGCACUGGAAAUCAAUUGUGUCUUAUUGUCAAUGUAAAGAAACUCCUUUAAUAGUGAUCCAUUCAUUUAGGUAUAGUGGGGGUAAUUCCAAGUUGAUCGCAGCAGGAAAUUUUUUAGCAGUUGGGCAAAACCAUGUGCACUGCAGGGGGGGUAGAUAUAACAUUUGCAGAGAGAGUUAGAUUUGGGUGGGUUAUUUUGUUUCUGUGCAGGGUAAAUAUUGGCUGCUUUAUUUUUACACUGCAAUUUAGAUUGCAGAUUGAACUCACCACACCCAAAUCUAUCUCUCUCUGCACAUGUUAUAUCUGCCUCCCCUGCAGUGCACAUGGUUUUGCCCAACUGCUAACAAAAUUCCUGCUGCGAUCAACUUGGAAUUACCCCCAGUCUUCCAAUCUUUACACCAGGGGGUGCUAUCACCAAAUAGUUGUAGCCGGUUACCUUGGUAACGCACUCAGUGAAAUUGAAUCUUUUUAUUUUUAUUUUUAUUUGACGUUAAAAACGAACAAUAAGUAAUUUCAGCGAAUAUAGUUAAUACAUAAAGAAUUUGUAAAAUAUAAGGAAAAAUCCAUUAAUAAUAUCACAAUUGUGUAUCUUGUGGCACUGAAUUAUCUUAGAUGUGCUCACAACUGUGUGUAUGGAUAAUCUUCCACUGUCGCUAUUUAUAAAUAAGGUGAGAGUCUAAUUACAUUAGUGGAUCGUGAUCCUAUAUGUAUGAUGUAACGCCGGCUAAUUGUUCCGGUACUUUAUUAUGUCAGGUAUCCGAAACAUUAUUAUUCCCACUCUGAUUAGGGGGAUUGAGCCUAAUAUGUCCUUUUGCACUUUCUUAAAUUUAAUUUAGAUGUUUCUCCAAGACUGCUAAUGAUGUUGUGUGUAACUAUGUUUUCUCAUUACAUUCACUCUCACAGAUGUAAUCGUGUGAGAAAGGAGAUCACUUUUUCUUUUCUUUUCCAGGUAGACCAGGUUGUGUUUUGCACACAUCAGUGGCAGAACUGAUCCUCCCUUGCCAGAGUAUGGCCUCCAAUGUACCCCAUUAAGGGGUAAAUUUACUAAGGUGGGAGUUUUUUUUAGAAAUGGUGAUGUUGCCCAUAGCAACCAAUCAGAUUCUAUCUCUAUAUCUUCUGGAAGCAGCUAGAUAAAUGUUAAGUAGAAUCUGAUUGGUUGCUUUGAGCAAUAUCACCAGUUCUAAAAAACUCCCACCUUAGGGGUAAAUUUACUAAGGGGGAUAAUCAAUUAAGUGCCGUUUUUUCGACUGGUCGAAAAAACGGCACUAAUUUGACACAGGGUAUUCAAUUGCAGGCAUUUUCGUCCGUUUUUUUUUUUUUAACCCAUUUUCACCCAUGCCGUUUCACUUUUUUUUUUUUUGUCGAAUCUGCAUGGGCAAAAAUUGCACCAAAAAUGGGCGAAAACGGCAAAACACGCAUAUCAGCGGCAAAUUCACUGAUACACAUGGUUUUCGCCAGUGACAAAUUUUUCGAAAAGUCUAAAAAAACAACACGGGCAUUGAAUAGGUUGAAUGUAAAUUCGACCUAAAAAUGGGCGAAAUUUGUUCUUUUUUUGACUGGUCAAAAAAACAGCACUAAUUGAAUACCUCCCUAAGUGUCUGAGUUCACAACCACUCCUGUGAUGCCGCCAUAUUCGUGCACCUGCCAGUCACCGUCCAGUAACGCCCAAUUCAUUCCACAUUCUGUAUGCAAGUGCUAUGCGAUGCAUGCGCCAUGCAACUUUUUACAGAUUUAGAUUCACGUGCAGUUGCAUAAGUUGCUAAUUUAUAUGAACUUUGGCGCUGUGUGCAACUCAGCCUCAGUCUGAUAACCGUUGUAUCAGAGAGCUCUCUCCCUGAUACGUCAAUCUCUAUGUAUUCCGUAAUCUAAUGGCAUAGUGUAUUUAUUAUAAAGGAAAAAAAUAGGGGCGCUUAAUGUAUUAAAAUAAAUUGUUAGCAAACACCUGUAAAUAGAAAAAUUAAUACAGCACUUUUUUGUGCCUGUGCAGAUGUCCGUUGGUGGGUUCCGUGUGUGAGCCGUGUAUUUAUUCAUGCAGUAUCAAAUGUAAUAAAGCAGUUUGUUAAUAUGUCUCAUUUAA
Molecule: messenger RNA, 2934 nt
Organism: Pseudophryne corroboree (corroboree frog)
Lineage: Eukaryota; Metazoa; Chordata; Amphibia; Anura; Myobatrachidae
Gene: NUDT7
Product: nudix hydrolase 7
Exons: 4
Coding region: 98-829 (243 amino acids)
Biological process (GO): coenzyme A catabolic process; nucleoside diphosphate metabolic process
Molecular function (GO): magnesium ion binding; coenzyme A diphosphatase activity; manganese ion binding
Source: RefSeq, a predicted model, not a curated record